Labrus bergylta (ballan wrasse) is the source of this 4263-nucleotide messenger RNA. RefSeq names its product leucine rich repeat containing 38b (gene lrrc38b). Gene Ontology annotation, molecular function: potassium channel activator activity; transmembrane transporter binding; voltage-gated potassium channel activity. Lineage: Eukaryota; Metazoa; Chordata; Actinopteri; Labriformes; Labridae. Gene Ontology annotation, cellular component: voltage-gated potassium channel complex. The record is from RefSeq and is a predicted model, not a curated record.
CUGCUCAUCCUUUUUUUUUUUUUCACACUAGGAAGUGACAUCACAUGUUGACAGCGUGGUUCAGGCACGCCUCCCUGGAAACAGGGAGAGGGGAGAGGGCAUGAGAUAAACGGUGGUAGAUUCAGAGGCAGACGUUGGAUUGGCAUGGCUGUGUGCAGCUCAGCUCUACUAUCUGCAUCCACGAGGCUGCUGUCUGGACAUUUGGAUUCUCUCUGCAGAGCAACACAGCCUUGAUACGGAGCCAGAGUGAGCCGUGCUGUGUUUUCACAGCAUGUUGCAGGGAACUGGGAGAUAGAGAGGCAAUAAUAAGGGGGGACAACCUUACCACACACUUGAGCGAUGUUCCGUGAGCUUCUCUCUCUCUCGCUUCAGACCGACACAGAGACCUCGGACUAAUGGAGGGAUGCAAUGAUGUUAUUCUUUGCUUGUCAUGCUUGAAUCACAGCUUCAUAUUUCCUUUUGUGUCAGAGACCUUAUUGUCUUUGUCUGUCACUGCUGCCGGAUCAACUGUGGGGUAGCGUGGCGGACAGAGCCCCCUCCUCAACCCCCCUCUCCCUUGUCUGUGCCCCUGGCUUAUUAUCAAUCCCAGCACGCUCGUGUCUAUUUACCUCCUUUAAGCUACCCUCCCUUCUCUGUAAGUCUUUGUUGCUCUCCUGCUCCUUACCGUUUACUAUCUCCCUCUCUUUGCUCCUUCAAAGCGUGCAGUCUGCGAUUCUAUCCCAGCAGCUUGCUAUAUGAUCUCCUGGAAACCAGUUUUGGCUGCUGCUCUGCCGUCUCACAAUUCCUGAGCCCUUCCAGAUUUCUAUCUCUACAACGGCGAGAUGUUCCUUCAAGAAGAUUGAGCCCCAUCCACCCUUGUUCACUACCCCCUUUCCCUCCCCUUUCCUGAUCUCCUGCCCUCUGACCCUCACCCUCUUGUUCUCUACACCCACCAACCCCUUUCCUACUCACCCUUACCCCGAGCCUCUUUCCCCCAUAAUUCAUUCCACCCCCUUGACCAUGUUGCCAUGUGCCUGCUGGCUCCAACUUAUCCUCAUCUUGCUGUCCUCUGUCUUAUUGACCCGGGGGGAAAACUGCCCAGCAACUUGCCUGUGCCCAGAUCCUCACACUGUGGACUGCAGCGGCCGUGGGCUGACCCGUUUACCUGAUGAGAUCCCUCUGGAUGUGCGCAGGCUGUUGCUUGCCGACAACUGGAUACCCCGCAUCCCCUCGGACUUCUUGGUUCUGUACAGUGACUUGGUCUACCUUGACCUCCGGAACAACUCCCUCUCGCACAUAGAACAAGGGACCCUCAGCACCUCUUCAAGGCUUGUGUUCCUUGAUUUGGGGAGCAACAAUCUGACUGAAAUCCCUAAGGGGACAUUUGGGGAGUCCCGGAGCCUGAUCAAACUGCGGCUGGGUAACAACCCGUAUCUGAGCAUGGUGAGUGAGGAGGCUUUCGUUGGCCUCACCUCUCUAAGAGAACUGGAACUGGAGCGUAAUGCACUGUCUACCUUAAAGGUGGGGGCACUAAGUCAGUUGCCCUCCUUACGGGUGGUGAGGCUGGAGGGUAACCCUUGGGUGUGCAACUGCAACUUUGCCAGCCUGUUCGAAUGGCUGAUGGAAAACAGUCACAAGCUUCCAAACGGCGUGGAAGGCAUGGAGUGCUCCCUCCCCAUGGACGGCAGACGAGUAUCCCUGACCCAGCUCUCUAAGGACAGCUUCCGCGAGUGCCAGGCCACCUUGACUCUAACGGACCUGCUCAUCAUCAUUUUCUCUGGCAUCUCAGUGUCUGUGGUGGCCAUCAUGACCAGCUUCUUCCUGGCGUCAACUGUGCAUUGCUUCCAGCGCUGGAGUAAAGGCACCAAGGGGGAUGAGGAGGAGAGUGAGGAGUGAGAGAGGGGAUUUUUUUUUAAGGGCCAGCAUGGUCCCGGUACUUCAAACAAUGAGAGGACACCGCAGACAGUGUGUGAUAGAUGCUGCUUCCUCCUGGUGAAUAUCCAGUACGGUUCAACGGUAGGAUCUUGCCCUGGUGCGGGUGCAGCUGCUGUAUUGGCACGAGGACAUGUGAAAUAUGGUAACCAAGGACAUUCCCAAGGAAUGAGCCAAAGUCCCAUUCAAAAAUAGUGAGCGUCCUACACAUGAAAAAUUAUAUUAUAGAGAUCCAGUUACUGGCUGUUAGAGCCUUCUGUCAUUUUUAUGGCGGCAAUUUCUUGGCUCGAUGUCUUAGGCCUACACAAAUAUAGUUAGACUAACAAUCAAAAUAUAUUCAAAGAAAACAAUUUUUAGAAAAGUCUUUGUCUUAGACAAGCUGUUAAACAUGUAAUCACUUAGACGAUGGAGUCUGAAAUCAUGUUAGGUGACAAAUGUUUGGAUGAUUUUCACAGUGCAGAUUGAUAAAUCUCAUCAAAAAAUGAUAUCACAUCGACCAAUGACCUCAGUAUGUAACUGCCUAGAACAUGACAAUGCUGGCAUAUCCUGCCAUCUACAGUGUCUUUCAUGGUCAGCAUCUCUCACCAACAUUCAGAAGUGGUGCACAUGCUCCAGAAAAAGGCAAAAUACUGUUGUUGCUUCUGCAUUUAAAAUUAGACAGUGGCAGAGGUUUUAGGUGUAACCAGAAGGAGUUGGACGAUGGCUAAGAUGGUAGGUAGCUAACAAACUGUAGGCAGGAACUUCCCAGCCGGUCUAAACAAUCUCACAGCAGUAUAUUCAUUAUAUAAUCAUACAUUUAUGUACAAAAGAAAACAAUGUACAGGUAAAUGAACAUUAUGAAUAAAAAAUGAUGUACUGUUUGUUUCUUAGCUUGAGAACUGUGAACUGUAUAGAAAGAUAUCCAAAAACAGUAUAAUCUUGGAAAUUACGGCAAAUAAGGUAUUAACAUAGAGUAGAACUAUUGUGUCAAAUAAUGCACUUUAUACGGUGAAGCUGAUUAUGGCAUCCCCUAAUUACACUAUGUAGACUGGUUUUGUCUUCAUCUGCCAAAGAUUAGGGUUUAGGAGUGAUUGCAUAGACGGACUAAUGUGGAUUUUAGUGAGGUAGGGAUCGCUCUGAAAUAGGAGGCAGUACUAUAGCCAAAUUAGGGUCCUGUGACACAUAUUUUACUGAGUAAAAGAAUGAAGGUCUCCAAAGAUAAGCUUUUUUCCUCCAGGUCUGUCUGCAACUGAACUUGUGCUCUCACUUUGUUUGUACGUGGCACUGCUAUUUUAGCUCACAGAUCCCUUCAGAACAAUUAGAUAUUUACUGUGACGGGCAGGCUGUUUUUUCUCUAGAGGAUUAAAUAGAAGUAGGCACAUCAUUUUCAUUUACUAAAAGUCUCCAAGGGUCUUGUAAUAAAGCUGUUGACAUCAAAAGUCUUGCUCUAUCAAAAGCUUCUGCAAAGAAUGACAGCACAGUGAAAGGGAAGGAAAACAUUGACCUGAGUGUACACGUGCUUCUCUUUGUUAUUUGCAUCAUGUAUGUUUAAAUCCACCACCAUUGGGAUUUGGACAAAUCCAAUCUGAGCUCCCUGUAUCCCCCCCUUAGCUAAGGUAUGUGGCAUCGCUUUUCUUGUAAGGCAUAAAUAAUUCAGCAAAAAUUGAGAGCUGUGAAGCAGAAAGAAUUUCAAGCCUCUUAAUGCAAACAUGCAGCAGAUAGAAAAAGAGCCAUGAGCGUAUAGGAAGCCAUCUUUUCUGUAUGCUUCACAAAAGAUAAAAGAGAAUUCCUAAUGCCGGUGUCCCUUCAGAACAAGUCAUUACCCUGAAUGUGCAUUGUUUGUGGAGCACAUUUUGCAACAAAAAAAAACAGAUAAAUAUAUGUGGCCUUAUUUAUCGUUUAUUUUUCAUCUGUUACACAGUCAGUAAAAGCACAAAAACAAAACGGAAAGUUAAAGUGACUCUUGUACACACUAAUCUUACAAGGUUAUGUCUUACCAUGUGUUGGUGCGAGACUGUUACAUUAAUAAUUUCUGUACUGCCACAUAUUUUGUCAAUGAUGCCACGCCCUUAUUAACAUUGUUUGACUUAUACUGUGUGCAUGUAAUGUAUUUAGGAAAAUUUAAAUCACAUGCCCAUCGGAAAAAAAACAUUUUCCUAUUAAGUCAAUUGAUUCUUUGCUAAACCCCUCCGUUGGACACCGUUGUCCAAUCAAAGGUCCAGCAGCCCUGUAAAAGUAUAAGCAGUGGUGUAGUGGUGCCUAAAGAAAUGGGUAUACUCUUAAUUUGUCCCAAAAAAUAUUUACAUGAUUGACAGGUGAGUGCGAUGUAACGCUUCAUCAAGAGGCUUAAAACCUACCUCAGCUCCAGCUCUC